AAGAUGGGAAAGCAGAAAGAGCAUAAGGAGAAGAAAGACAAGAAAAAGAAAAAACAUCGCAAAGACAGAAGCGGAGAUCGCUCGAAGCGGAGCAAAAAGGGCAAAAGCGAGCGGGUUGUCUCGCCUUCCCCGGGAUCUGGGUCUGACUCUGAUGGUAAUGAGAUAGAACAAUGGGUGGAGAAGCCUGCCGCUGUGCAGUCUCCGGAGACAAUCAUCAGUAAUCCCGCCUUGCAAGAAUCAACUGAAGCACCAAAACCGGUGCAGGAGAUCAUGCGAGAUGAUUGGAUGAUGGCGCCCGGAGAAGGUUUUGAUUUUACCCAGAUGGGCGGUAAGAGCGAGCCGCGAAAGAGAGAGGCAGACAUAAAGAGAGAAGACGAAGAGAAAAGGCGUCAAGAAAUAAGGUCUCAGAGGGAACUCAACCCUUAUCUCAAAGAUGGAGGAGCGGGAGUACCUACUGAUGAGUCCUCCUCCACAAAGUCAGUGGGCACGAGAACUUAUGAGUUUGGGGAUAGCGGCGCAAACUGGCGAAUGAUGAAGCUUAAGCGUGUUCUAGAGAUAGCAAACCAAGAGGGUAAAAGCGUAGAGGAGGUCGCAAUUGAACGAUAUGGGUCCUUAGAUGCCUAUGAAGAAGCUCAAGCUGAGCAUGACUUCUUAGAGAGGCAACGAUCUGGGGACCGGAAGGAUGAAUUCGGACGAGACAUACCAUACCGUCCUACUUUUCGAAAAACCGCGUCUUUCCAACGACCUGGCGAGAUCUCUUCUACCAAGCGCCCGGCAGAAGAAUCUGACUCAGAAGGGCGAGCUCUAAAACGUUCGAAGCCGGCAACCAGCGCUCCUUCACGUUCACCAGCUCCUCGUAUCCCAUCUGUUAACGUCCUGUUACCGGCAGCCCAAAGUAGAUCAAAUGACGGUCCGAUAUUAUCGAAUGAUGAGCUCAAUAAGCUCAAUGCCAAUGUGUUAAAGGCAAAGCUCAUGGGCCACCCUGACGCAGUACAGCUGGAAGCCGAGUAUAACCGACAAAAGAAACGAUCUGCAAGUGGCGGGACAAUUAGCGAAGGACAGGCACUGCUCUCAAAUGUGGACAGUCGAGGGAGAUUGCAGGACAUUGGAGUAGCUUCAACUGCGCCGCGCUCCCAAGGUCCCCAGCGACGUCAGCCCUCAAAGUUUGACCAAAAUACACAUGACGAGCAAGGCAAUCGUGUACGAUACUCCGCAGACGACGACAAGCAGGGACUCUCAGACCUGAUUUUGCAAGAACGAAUGGCGGGUGCUCACGACUUUGACACACAUAUGGCUGAGCAAAUCACCCGCGACUCCACUUUUACGAACAAUUUGGAUUACAUGGAUGAUAAUAUAGACCGCCUAUCUAAGAGAAAGCAGCUGUCAGAUGAUCGUAAACGCAACAUUGCCAUUAAUGAUUACCAAAAGCACGAAAAAGCAGUGUCAAAAUGCUCGUACUGUUUCCAGGAGGGCAAAAAACCUAGAGUUCCUAUCGUGGCAUUGGGAGCGAAGGCAUAUCUUGCGUUACCAGAGGUGGUAGAUAUGGUACCAGGUCACUGUAUCAUUGUUCCGUUGGAUCAUGUGUUAAGUUCUUUGGAAUGCGAUGACGAUACCUGGACCGAAAUCCGGAACUUUCAGAAAGCCUUGACGGCGAUGUUUGAUGAGAAUAAUCAAGGCGUGAUUUUUAUGGAACAGGUUAUCAACUUGAAAUGGCAUAAACAUGUCAUCAUUGAAUGCAUACCGCUACCUAAGGACGUAUGGGAAGAUGCACCCGGAUACUUUAAGGAGGCAAUCAAUGAAGCCGAAGGAGAAUGGUCGCAACAUCGCAAAAUAAUCGAUACAUCCAAAAAUGGAUUCCGAGGAUCCAUGGUGAAGCACCUUCCAUACUUCCAUGUAUGGUUUGAUCCGAAUAGGGGAUAUGGCCACAUUAUUGAAGAUUCAGAAAAGUGGCGUGAAUACUUUGGCAGGGAAGUGAUAGCGAGCCCUUUGGAUCUCAGUCCUGACCGAUGGAGAAGACCGAGACGAGUCGACCCGCAGUAUAACGGGCCCCGCAUGGAGUACUUUCUGGAGAAAUGGAAAAAGUACGAUUGGACAGCGGCCUUGGAUGGUGGCGAUUACUAGAAGCGAGCGCGUAGGGCAACAAGUCCAAAAUGACGCCGCUGCGCGGAAGGCCAACGGGGCCUUUCUAUCGCUGGAUAUGGGAUCCGUGCUGUCGAUAAUCUUUCGGUCGCUGUGCCAAGACAACAUCUCCUUUGUCCAUAGUCAUUUUGGUUCCUGUGAUUUCUCGGAUACGUUGACUGGCUUUGUUGGAUUUGGGCGCUUUUCUGACGGGGGAAGAUUAGGAGAGGCCCCUUCCCUUUGAAUGUUCGUUGAUCUGGUUCGAACGUCGUCCAUAGAGUCGUGAAAAUCCCGCCUGUAGCACCACCCUCAAUAUCUCUUCAUUUUUGGUCUCUAGUUUUUGAGAAUCACUUACAUAGCUUGACUCAAAUCCUCCAGCUGAAAUGGAAACGGCCCAUAUUAGAGCUUAUAUUUGCACGUCGAUGAAACUGUAAUUGUUCACUCCUACCCGGAGCAUGAGAUUGUUGACAUCCGCC
This is a messenger RNA of Spizellomyces punctatus DAOM BR117, 2594 nucleotides long. RefSeq lists its product as uncharacterized. The transcript has 10 exons. Lineage: Eukaryota; Fungi; Chytridiomycota; Chytridiomycetes; Spizellomycetales; Spizellomycetaceae. Gene Ontology annotation, cellular component: post-mRNA release spliceosomal complex. Gene Ontology annotation, biological process: mRNA splicing, via spliceosome. The record is from RefSeq and is a predicted model, not a curated record. Bases 4 to 2121 code for a protein of 705 amino acids.